Molecule: messenger RNA, 2244 nt
Organism: Strongylocentrotus purpuratus (purple sea urchin)
Lineage: Eukaryota; Metazoa; Echinodermata; Echinoidea; Camarodonta; Strongylocentrotidae
Product: cytochrome P450 4V2
Exons: 12
Coding region: 109-1629 (506 amino acids)
Molecular function (GO): oxidoreductase activity, acting on paired donors, with incorporation or reduction of molecular oxygen; heme binding; iron ion binding
Source: RefSeq, a predicted model, not a curated record
UAGAGGCUUUUAGAAAUCGUACAUAUUAACUUCAUGCAGCUCAGCAUUAAGCUGAGGAUCUCGUAGUAUAUCAACCUCUCAGAUGUUAGGAUCUACCAAUUGCUCACCAUGGAAUACGGUGUCGUCCUCCCGGUCAUUCUCCUGGUCAUCUCCUUCGUCGUGACCUUCCUCCUCGCAAAGGCCAUCCGCAUCAUUGUCCUCAUCAGUAGAUUCCAGGGACCAUUAGCAUUACCCCUGGUCGGGAACGCCUAUGCCUUCAAGAGCGACCAAAGAGAGUUCUUCGUGGAUAUUCAAUCUAUUUUUAACGAGUAUCGCGCCAAGACAGGCGGGAUCAUUCGGAUGUGGCUCGGUCCAGCUCCAGUGCUCGUUCUUUAUGGCGCUAAGUAUAUGGAGGUGAUACUAAGCAGCAGCCAGCACGUCCGGAAAGGGUUCCUAUAUCGUCUCCUGGAACCCUGGCUUGGUCUAGGGUUAUUGACUAGUACUGGUCAGAAAUGGUUUCAUCGACGCAAGAUGCUCACUCCGACCUUCCACUUCUCCAUCCUUCAAUGUUUCAUGGAUGUUUUCAACGAGCAGAGCACUAUCUUGGUCAAGAAACUCGAAAAGUUUGCCGAUAAGUCUGAGACUAUCAAUAUCUUUCCUCUCGUCACCAACUGCGUGCUGGAUAUAAUAUGCGAUACUGCAAUGGGCCGUUGUACUAACGCACAAGAGGACGGUGAUAAUGAAUAUGUGCAAGCAGUGGGAAGAAUGGGUGAGCUGGUGAUUGCUCGAGCUAAGAAUCCACUCACUUGGCCAGACUACCUGUUUGGCAAACUAAACGCCGGAAAAGAGCACGACAAAACGUUGAAGAUCCUCCACGAUGUUACAGACAAUAUGAUACAGGAAAGACUAAAAGAGCCUCCGAGUGUCACUCAUGAAGAUGAGGAUGAGACGGUUGCUAGGAGACGCAAAAGAAUUGCAUUCUUGGACCUUCUCCUGGCGAUGCAUCGAGAAGAUGCGAGCUUUACUCUGAAAGACAUCCGGGAAGAAGUAGACACUUUCAUGUUUGAGGGUCAUGAUACCACUGCUGCUGCGAUAAGUUGGGCAAUCCUGGAGAUAGGACAGCAUCCAGACAUACAGGAAAGACUACACGCGGAACUAGAUGAAGUUUUUGGUGAUUCGAUCCGUCCUGUGACGUCAGACGAUCUGUCAAGACUCUCGUACCUUACUCGUAUCGUCAAGGAGUCACUUCGUAUCAUCCCGGCCGUACCUAUGGUAGCUAGAUCUCUUGACGAAGACAUUGUCCUAGAUGGCAAGGUGGUCCCCAAAGAAGCAAUGAUCAUGCUGCACAUCUAUGCUCUUCAUCAAGACCCGCAACAGUUCCCUGACCCAGAUCAGUUUGACCCUGAUCGGUUUCUUCCAGAGAAUGCUGAAAAGAGGCAUCCGUAUGCCUUCGUACCGUUUUCUGCAGGUCCAAGAAACUGCAUCGGUCAGAAGUUCGCAAUGAUGGAAACCAAACUCACUCUGGCAAACAUUUUCCGAAGAUUCUCGAUUGAGUCAGUCCAGACCAUAGAGGGAGCCAAACCUGCGGGGCAGCUCAUCUUGAGACCCGUCGAAGGCAACAUACUCGUCAAACUAAGCUGGAGAAAAUAGACAUGCGAGUCGGACUAGGCCUGUGAAUUCUUGUCAUCCGCGAGAAAAUUUAGAUUUGUCAUGUUGUAUUUUACAGUUAUGAAUUUUGAUGCACACAUCUUUUGUCUCAAUUUUUGUCGCUCAGGCAAAUCAACAAACAAUCAAGUAAUUAAUAUUAGCUGAUACUAAAUUUAACACUGACCUUAAAACGUUCAAUACACACUUUCACGGUUACAACAAAAUGGCGCCCAAUGUGAGCGCGCAGCAAUACAUGGGCAUCUGAAAACAUUAAUGACGCAAUGUUUACUUGCAAAUUAAAAUGACGGCCUUCACCGUGAAGGCGUGUAUUCGUAAGACAUUUUAGAGGGCGAUAUAAAAGUAAAUUUGGCGGUAUAAAAUAAUCCCACAUCAUCGUGUAGAUAAUGUUUGGAUGACUCUUUUCUGAAUUUCCCUACCUGCAACGGGAAGCAUUUCCCAACAAAAUUAGCACAUAGAAUAAGCAGGAUGAGUGACACCUGGUAAACGUCAAAUCAUUUCGCCGUAUAAAAUGGAAUAGUAUACUACCACUAAAAGUACAUUGUAGAUAUUAAACUAACUUUAUUUUCAUUAUUGCAAAGUUGAAACUUUGAUUCGGCA